This is a messenger RNA of Podarcis lilfordi (Lilford's wall lizard), 7177 nucleotides long. The record is from the annotation of a GenBank genome assembly. Lineage: Eukaryota; Metazoa; Chordata; Lepidosauria; Squamata; Lacertidae.
AGUGUAGAAAGAGACGAGGGACAAGGCAUUUCCGCUCUCUGGGGCCCGGAAUCCUAAGAGACGAGAAAGCAAACAAAUGGUCGACUCGUUUCUGUGCAAGAUGGCGCCUGGUGACGCCUCUCGUGUUCUCGUUUGUUUCUCACCCGCAGAGCUUUCCGGGCUGCCUUGCGCAGGAACCGUCGUCUCCCCGGCUGCCUCUUGGCUUGGUCGUGAGGCGAAAAAGGAAGCGGGGGGGGGGGCGCAAUUGGGGCCGCCCCUCCUCUGGACGAAGAGCGGAAGAAAACCACAAGAAUAGAGGGAUGACGAUGAUAAACGAGAAGGAAGUGUGCUGAGCCUGCAAGGAGGAGCGAGCGGGUGCUGGGCAUCUGCUCCUGCCGGGUGCGGAGGCUGCGUCGGACGCCCCAGCCUGCCUGCCUGCCCCCCUCCCUGGGAAGGCCAACACACACGCACUUGGCAGCCUUUAUAAAUACAGCCCUAAAGACUUGCCUUCUACUCUACUGUUGUUGCAUUUUGGAGGCUGUCCGGAAGGCACCCUCGUGUGGGGGGGGUGUACUCCUUAUUCAUACCCCAAGUAUUUAAUGAGAUGCAGAACACCAGUUUUCUCACAGUUCACAAACUGCCUAACACACUUUGGAAACUUACUCCCUUAAUAGCACAGCCAUAAGUGUCCACUCAAAAGGGAAAGUUUCACACUUUCUUGCAGAAAACUGAUUUUCUAGAUCCAUUUCAAUCAGUUUUGGUACAAAAACUGCUUUGGCCACACUGUAUGAUUACCUCUGUCAGGAGAGAGACAAUGGAAAUAUGUCCUUGUUAAUUCUCAACCUCUUAGCUUUCAAUACCAUCAAGCAUGGUAUCCUUCUGGAGUGGCUGUCUGAGUUAGGGGUGACUGGCACUGCUUUGCACUGGUACCAGUCCUAAUUGGAAGAUAUGCUUGUGCAGUGCUCUUCAGCCCCAUUGAGACUUCAAUGUGGGGUCUUCAGGGUUUAGUUUUAUCCCUUACACCACAGGUUUUCAACCUUUGAGUACACGGCUCCCUUGACUAACUACUGAUGUAAACAGAACUGGGGGGGGGGGGGAGUUCCCCCCUUCACAUUCCUGUAACCUACUGUUAAUAAAGUGUGUGCCCAAGGACUAACAGAAUAAUGUAUGUCCUUGAAAUAAUCAUGUAACACUGUAUUCUAUGAAUGAGUUCUCUAAUGAAUUCAAUGAAUGUCUCUAAAGGGAUGCUUAAGAAAUACCCUAUGAAAUAAUGUAACAACAAAGUGAGAACUUAUGUGUAUAUAUGUAAAAAUUGUUGCCAUUAUGACAUGUCCGAUAUAGGCAGCCCCACACUGCCAUCUAUUGAGUCUACGCCAGGGGUUGUCAACCUGGCCCCUACCGCCCACUAGUGGGCAUUUCAGGAUUCUAGGUGGGCAGGAGGGGGUUCUACAGCACAAGCUGAAUACAGUGGACGCUCCGGUUGCGAAUGUGAUCCGUGCGGGAUGCACAUUCGCAACCCGCAGCGGUGCGUCUGCGCACGUGCAGGUUGCUAUUCGGUGCUUCUGUGCAUGUGCAAAGCAUGAUUUAGCACUGUAUCAGGAAAUUUUAAAUUUCUAGGGACUUCCAGGGUCAGCGCCAUCGGUAAUGGCGGAAUUCCUCUGACUAGUAGGAAUUUGCUCUGUGGGAACCGGGUCUGGCCGUCACGGCGGAGACCCUUCAAAAAUCACAGGCGGGUGAAGCCUGUGAACGUGGGAUUCGGCGGGCACCUUUCGCGCGCCCCCUACUCGUGGGGAACCCCAAUUUUGGGGCUCCGGAGCGAAGCGGGGUGAGUGGCGCGGUGCUGUGAAUCGACUGCUUUUUCCACGGAGCGAAGCCGCACAGCCGUUGCCGGAGAGCGCUAACUUUUUCCUGUGGACAAUUGGAUUUUUAAAGCAACUACCCGUGAGUAGGAUAAAUUGGAAGUUUUUAAAGGAAAAAAAGAUUUAAUUUGGCACUGAAGCGGGGAGGCUCAAACAGGAAGUCCGCCUUCCGUUUUUGUAAAUAGAUCAAAGCAAAGAGCUUGCAAGCUAAAAUCUUGGAAAAUCGAUCGGAAAGGACUAAUUUCUCAACAUUAAAAAGGAAAGCAGGAGAAGAGGGGGGAAGUUUGACUAUAUAUACCUGCAAGAGAGAGGGAAGGAAGCUAAAAUUCCACCGCUCAGAACCUGGGAACGGGCUGCCAAUAGGACAAUAAGACUGCUGUAUUCUGAAAUGCGUUUUGACUGUGAAAAGACCAUCCGCUGACAGCUAGCUGAGUAAGAGAGAUACAUUGUUUUUAGCUGUUCCCCUUUGAUCUUAAAAAGGAGAAAAGUAACUGAAAAGCAACUGAAAAUGGAAACUUACUUUCUUGUUUGAGUUGUGUUUUAAAGGGUGUUAUUUUGGAUUAAUGCAAGAACAGAUAUCAAUUGUUUCCCCCUAGAGGAAGUCUCUGAAACUGUUACAAGAGUUGGAUCAGGGGAAUUUUCCAUUGUUAAGAUAAAGCUGUGUGACUGUGCGACUCACCUUGGGUUUCUUUUUGUUUUUUUUUUAAAAAAGUGUUAUGGCAGAUGGGAAAGAAAAAGUAGAUCCAUCAUUCCCAGACAAAACAACAAGGUCUGGGAAGCUUUGGCAGCGAAGAGCGUCUGCAUCCGGCCCUUCUGCCUUAUCCGUGGCUGUACCAACACAACCUAAAUCAAGAGGAAUGUCAUCAGAAGAAGCCCUAGCGCUGGCAUUGAGUAAGAUAAAUGAAUCAUUCCUGUAUAUCAUUUUCAUAAUAUUCUCUCUUAGGGCAUUACAUGCCGUAAACUUCAUACCUGUGGUCCACAACGUCUUGUGCCCAUUUAAUCAUAGCAGAUUUCACCGUUUCAUCCUGAGUAUUCCAUUUCAACAGCAAGUUAUACAUCUUUGACAAAAUCUUAGUUUUGGGUUCUAACAAUUCUGUUUCUAAUUUUCGUUUUUCCACCUGGAAGCCAAUUUUCUUGUCCAAAUUGUAUGCCUCCAUUAUCUGAUAAUAAUGAAGCCAGUCUCGCACUUUGUUUUUUAAUUUUUCAAAACUCUGCAGUUUCAAUCUAUCUCCAUCUUGUUCCAAAAUUUCCCAAUAUUUCGGCCAAUUGACCUCCAUAUUGAGCUUUUUCAGAGCUUUCACUUCCAUCGGUGACAGCCACCUUGGUGUUUUAUUUUCCAAUAAAUCCUUAUAUCUUAUCCAGACAUUAAACAAUGCUUUCCUGACAAUAUGGUUUUUAAAUGCUUUAUGUGCUUUGACCUUAUCAUACCACAGAUAUGCAUGCCAUCCAAAUACAUUGUUAAAACCUUCUAAAUCCAAAAUGUCAGUGUUUUUAAGAAGCAGCCAUUCUUUCAACCAGCAAAAAGCUGCUGAUUCAUAAUAAAGUUUGAGGUCUGGCAGGGCAAAUCCACCUCUUUCCUUUGCAUCUGUUAAUAUUUUAAAUUUUAUUCUGGGCUUCUUGCCCUGCCAGACAAAUCUAGAAAUAUCUCUCUGCCACCUCUUGAAACAGUCCAUUUUGUCCACAAUUUGCAAUGUUUGAAACAAAAACAACAUUCUAGGCAAUACAUUCAUUUUUACCGCAGCAAUACGGCCCAGCAGCGAAAGCUUCAAAUUUGACCAAAUUUCUAAAUCUUUUUUCACUUCAGCCCAACAUUUUUCAUAGUUAUCUUUAAAUAAAUUCCCAUUUUUUGCUGUCAUGUUAAUCCCCAGGUAUUUAACUUCUUAACCACUGUUAAACCUGUCUCAUUCUGAAACCUCUCUCUCUCCAUUGGUGUUAAAUUGUUCUCUAAAACCUUAGUUUUUAAUUUAUUCAAUUUAAACCCUGCAACUUGACCAAAUUCUUGAAUCAGUUCUAAAACCCUUUUGGUACUAGAUUCUGGCUCCUGUAACGUCAGUACUAAGUCAUCUGCAAAUGCUCUCAAUUUGUACUGUUUGGCUCCGACCUGUAUACCUUUAACCAACUGGUCCCUUCUAAUCAUGUUCAGCAAAACCUCCAGGACCGAAAUAAAAGCAGUGGGGAAAUUGGGCAACCUUGUCGUGUCCCUUUUUCUAUCUUAAAUUCUUCCGUCACCACAUUAUUUACAAUUAAUUUAGCCUUUUGUUCUGAAUAAAUUGCACUUAUACCGUUUUCAAAGCCUUGGCCUACCCCCAUACCCUGUAGGUUCUUCUUCAUAAAACUCCAAGAAAUGUUGUCAAAAGCUUUCUCCGCGUCCACAAAUAUCAAAACUACUUUUUCCAAAAUAUCAAUUAUAUUCCUCAAAUUGUCAGACAAGUGUCUUCCCGGGAGAAAGCCCGCUUGGUCUUUAUGAAUCUCUUCCAUCAACACUUUUUUCAGUCUCUUAGCCAAAAUGUCUGCAAAAAUUUUGUAAUCCACAUUAAGUAUGGGGCGGUAGUUCUUAAGCUGCGUCUUUUCAGUCUCUGUUUUCGGUACAAGUGUGAUAUAAGCUUCUUUCCACGACUGGUGCCCUUUUCCCCUCCAUUAUUUCAUUACAGACCUCUUUCAAAGGUUGUACUAGCCAUUCUUUCAAGGAUCUGUAAUAUCUAGAAGUCAGUCCAUCCGGUCCUGGAGAUUUACCCAAUUGCAUGUUUUGAAUGGCACCUUCUAUCUCCUGUUCAGUUAUUUUAUAGUUCAACAUUAAUUUAUUUUCUUGAGAGAUUUAUUGUAAUCCAUUUGUUUUCAAAAAUCGAUCUAGAUCAGUUUCUUUCAGUGGCCCUUGUGUAUAUAGUUGUUUAAAGUACCUCUGGAAACAAUUUCUAAUCUCAGCUGGGUUCUGUAUAUUCCUUCCUUCCACUUCUAAAUUUGUAACUGUAUUUAAUUUUUGUCUUUUUUUCAUUUGCCAAGCCAACAAUUUCCCACAUUUGUUAGCCGACUCGAAUGUCUUUUGUCUCAUUUGUUUAAUUUUCCAUUCUAUCUCCUGAUUCAUCAUUUUCAUAUAUUGCACUUGAUAUAACUUUAUUUCUCUCAAAAUCUCUUGAGACUUUGGUUUUAUUCUCAAUCUUUUUUCACUUUCCUUUAUUUUCUCCAAUAUUUUAUCCUUCUUCUCAUUUUGGAUUCUCUUCUUUAAUGCAUUCUGUUGUAUCAAGAAACCUCUCAUAACAGCUUUGCUUGCGUCCCAGAUUACUCUUUUUUCCACAUUGGUGCUCAUAUUUAUCUCAAAAUAGUCUCUCAAGGUUUUUUGGGCCUUCUUAAGCACUUCUUCAUCUCUAAAUAAGGUGUCAUUCAUCCUCCAUCUAAAGGAGCCAGUUGGUGUUAAUUUCAUUUCCAUCUUGACAGCAUUAUGGUCGGAGCAGGUUUUUGGGCAGGUUUCCACUUUUCUUGUCUUUGGUGCCAUUCCUCUAGUUACCCAUAUUUGGUCAAUUCUUGUCCAUGUCAUUUUGGCUUCAGAAAAGAAGGUUCCCUCUUUAGCCAUGGGGUUCCUUGUUCUCCAAAUGUCAACUAAGUCCAAGUUGUCUGUCAUCUCAAAAAAAGUUUUCGGUAGUCUACCAUCUUUAGUGACUACCUGUCUUUGUGCCUUGUCCAUAUGUGUAGAUACCACUCCAUUCAUGUCUCCCAUCAAAAUCAUGUUGUAAUCCAAAUAGUCCAUCAGGGUCUCAUGCAAGAAUAAAAUUUAAGAUAUUAACCAAUGCUAAAGAAAGAGGUGGAUUUGCCCUGCCAGACUUUAAACUUUAUUAUGAAUCAGUCGCGUUUUGCUGGCUGAGAGAAUGGCUGCUUCUUGAAAAUACUGACGUGCUGGACUUAGAAGGUUUUAACAACGUAUUUGGGUGGCAUGCAUAUUUGUGGUAUGAUAAGGUUAAAGCACAUAAAGCGUUUAAAAACCAUAUUGUCAGAAAAGCACUGUUUAAUGUCUGGAUAAGAUAUAAGGACUUGCUUGAAAAUAAAACCCCAAGGUGGUUGUCACCAAUGGAAGCGAAGGCUCAGAAAAAGCUCAAUAUGGAGGCCAAUUGGCCGAAAUAUUGGGAAAUUUUGGAACAAGAGGGAGACAGAUUAAAACUGCAGAGUUUUGAAAAACUAAAAAAUAGAGUGUGAGACUGGCUCCAUUAUUAUCAAAUAAUGGAGGUGUACAAUUUGGAUAAAAAAAUUGGCUUCCAGGUGGAAAAAUCAAAAUUGGAAACAGAAUUGUUAGAUCCCAAAACUAAGAACCUGUCAAGAAUGUAUAACUUGCUGUUGAAAUGGAAUACUCAGGAUGAAACGGUGAAAUCAACUAUGAUUAAAUGGGCACAAGAUGUAGGACAUAAUAUUAUGAUGGCUGACUGGGAACAGUUAUGGACCACAGGUAUUAAGUUUACGGCAUGUAAUGCCUUAAGAGAGAAUAUUAUGAAAAUGAUAUACAGGUGGUACAUGACCCCAGUCAAGCUUGCAAAAAUAUAUCACUUGCCCGAUAAUAAAUGUUGGAAAUGUAAAGAGACUGAAGGAACAUUUUUUCACCUUUGGUGGACGUGCCCAAGGAUUAAGACAUUCUGGGAGAUGAUUUAUAAUGAAAUGAAAAAGGUAUUUAAAUAUACCUUCCUGAAGAAACCAGAGGCCUUUCUCCUGGGCAUGGUCGGCCAAUUGGUGCCAAAAAAGGAUAGAACUUUCUUUAUGUAUGCUACAACAGCAGCAAGAAUACUCAUCGCAAAGUAUUGGAAGACACAAGAUCUACCCACCCAGGAAGAAUGGCAGAUGAAGGUGAUGGACUACAUGGAACUGGCGGAAAUGACUGGCAGAAUCCAAGACCAGGGAGAAGAGUUGGUGGAAGAAGAUUGGAAGAAAUUUAAAGUUUACUUACAGAAACAUUGUAAAAUUAAGGAAUGUUAGAAGGAUGUUGGAAUGAAGUAAUGUGGUUUUAGCAGAGAUGCUGUAAAGGAUUAAGAAAAAAUAGAUUGUUAAAUGGUGAAAGGAGGUAAAGUAAAGUUACACUAUAUUAAGAUAAAAUAGAGGACAAAAACUGGAAAAGAUGGAAAGGAUUUGCUGAAAUAGCUAAUUGAACUAGAAUACAAAAAAGGGAGGUGUGAGGAGGUCAAGGAAAUAAGCAAAUGAAAGAUAAGUUAUGAGAAGAUUCAUUGUAUUUUUUUAUUUUUUUCUCUCUUUUUCUUCCUUUUUUCUUUUUUUUCUUUAUUGUGAUGUGAUGUUCUGUUUUUGCUUAGUAUGCUGUUUUUUGUUUUUUAUUUUUGUAAUCUUUCAAAUCUUAAUAAAUAUUAUUU